AUGCAGAAACAACCCCCCUUAGAAGCUGGUUUGGCAAUAAGAAAAUGGAGGAUAGCAUAGCAAAAAGAUGGAAAAAUCUUAGUGGUCAAAAUAAUUGGAAGGACCUAUUGGAUCCUCUAGACAUUGAUCUCCGGCGAUACAUUAUUCACUAUGGCGAAAUGGCUCAAGCUACUUAUGAUGCUUUCAAUACCCAGAAAGCAUCAAAAUUUGCCGGAAGCAGCCUAUAUGCUAAGGCUGAUCUUUUCUCCAAGGUUGGUUUAGAGAAAGGCAAUCCAUACAUGUAUUCCGUGACAAAAUUUUUCUAUGCAACAUCAGAAAUCUCACUUCCUGAGGCAUUUAUCAUCAAGUCGUUGUCCAGGGAGGCUUGGAGCAAAGAAUCCAAUUUUGUUGGGUAUGUUGCUGUGGCCACUGAUGAAGGGAAGGCUCUAUUAGGGAGGAGGGAUAUUGUGAUUGCCUGGAGAGGUACAGUACAGGCCUUAGAGUGGGUUGAUGAUUUUGAGUUUCUUUUAGUCUCAGCUUCGAAAUUACUCGGCGAUUCCGGUGAUCCUAAGGUGCAUCAUGGUUGGCACUCCAUCUACACUUCUGAGGAUCCUCGAUCACCUUAUAAUAAAAGCGGUGCUAGAGACCAGGUUCUUAGUGAGGUGAGAAGACUUGUGGAACAAUUCAAGAAUGAAGAAAUCAGCAUUACAGUAUGUGGGCAUAGCUUAGGAGCUGCACUUGCAACACUAAAUGCAGUUGAUAUAGUUGCCAAUGGAUUUAACAAGUCCGAUUAUUUUUGGAGCAAAUUGUGCCAAUCCAUUAUCAUUAUCAUAUAA
This is a messenger RNA of Hevea brasiliensis (rubber tree), 815 nucleotides long. Its product is annotated as phospholipase A1-IIgamma-like. The transcript has 2 exons. The coding region runs from base 45 to 815 and encodes 256 amino acids. Gene Ontology annotation, molecular function: glycerophospholipid phospholipase A1 activity. Gene Ontology annotation, biological process: lipid metabolic process. The record is from RefSeq and is a predicted model, not a curated record. Lineage: Eukaryota; Viridiplantae; Streptophyta; Magnoliopsida; Malpighiales; Euphorbiaceae.